AUGGUUGCCAACUGCAUCUCCCUUUCGGGAUCUGCUGCUUGUCCAGCCUGGGACAGCUCUUCGGUUUCUACCGACUCUAGCCAAUACGCAUCAUUUCCAUGGCUCAAGAACGUUACGGAUGUUAAAUCAUUCGAUAAAUCAUUAACUGAUUAUGUUGGCUAUCCCUACAUCUCAAACAAAUAUGUCGACUUGUUAGGAUGUUCAGGGGUGAACAGCAGCGCAUUGAACGACUACUAUGCUCGAUAUACCACCAGCGUCAUCUGUAGUAGCAUUGUACAGAGCUCAAUCAAAGACUGCGAUCUCUCACCCGCCCAAUCCGCCCCCAUAUGUGCCGACACCUGCUCUUAUAUGGCCCAAAGCGAGGAAGAAAUCGUCAUUAAUCCCGAGCUUUGCGCGAGCACCGACAAGAAUUAUAUGGAUCAAAUUCGCUCCGACUUCGAAAUCUGCGCUCAUCCGUCAAGGGCUCUCACCGGAAGCUGUGUGGAGGGAUCGACCAACGAACCCGAUAACUGUGGUUAUGCCAACAGCACCAUCGGCUUGUGUACCUACUGCUCUUCGACCUUCGGCAACACAACCGACACGUGCUGCAAGAGCACUGACGUGGCUAGCAAGUGCUCAGGCGUUACCAUUCCAAGCUCAACAGCAACUUUACAGCCUGUAGUGACAACCAGCGCCGCUGCUUCUGCUGGUGCUAGCCACGGUUUGUCCGGUGGCCAGAUUGCGGGUGCAGUUGUAGGAGCCGUCGCAGGUGCCGCCAUUUUGGUUGCUUUGAUUGUCCUGCUUCUCAUCUGCUGCCGGCGCCGUCGCCGUGACUCACAGAGCGAGGUUGCUCUGAAUGCACCAAACCCACAACGAAAGGGAGUUUCGCCAUCGAUGCCAAUGCAGCAGGCCGAAAGCCCUCAGCCAUACAACAUUGUACCAGGUGGCCGCGUUGCACGCAUGUCCGCGCUGCGUGAAGUUCCGAGCUCCUCUCCUGCCCACUCGCGAACAUCCGCCGCUAUGUUCGCUGGUGCAAAGUAUGGCAGUGAUACAUCCGACUCCGAGAACACGGGUGCAAGCCCCGGGGCCAUGUCUAAGAGAAUCCCCCCUGUCACCGGAAAGCGCCUCGGCUCGCUAUCAAGUAGCUCUGUUCUGGCUGGACUAGAAAGUGAUAGCUCUCCAAGGUCUGGCACUGUUGGCCAAUACUCGUACUCUUCCCCCGAGGGAGUUACAAGCGGCCAGUCAGAGCAACUAUCCUAUUUCCGGGACUACUAUUCGCAGGAUGAUAUUCACCCAGGUGACCAAGUCGCCGUUCUCUGGGCCUAUUCUGCACGGGCAGGAGACGAGUUCGAGCUGGACCGUGGUGAAAUGCUGAAGGUUAUUGGUAUUUGGGACGAUGGCUGGGCCACGGGUGUGCGUCUACACGACCGAGCAGAGGAUUUCGAAACUCAUCGCGCCCAACGAGACAGUGGUGUCUCCAACGGCUCGACUCGGGCAGGCCCGUCUCCAGCACCAUCUGGCGAGAUCAAGGCUUUUCCCUUGGUCUGCGUCUGCCUGCCGCAGCACUGGCGGAAAAUCAUCGAGGGCAGUGUACAAGAAGAGGACGAGGAGGACCAGUAA
Molecule: messenger RNA, 1599 nt
Organism: Penicillium chermesinum
Lineage: Eukaryota; Fungi; Ascomycota; Eurotiomycetes; Eurotiales; Aspergillaceae
Product: SH3 domain protein
Exons: 3
Coding region: 1-1599 (532 amino acids)
Molecular function (GO): protein binding
Source: RefSeq, a predicted model, not a curated record